UACGAGUAAGCUGAAACCUACAAAUUAAAUCAUGAUUUACGGCAUGCUGGUGACACUCUCAACGGCAAUCUAUACUACGGUGGCCACCCUUUGGCAGGUUCAACAGACCCUAAUCAACUGGAUGAUGUCGUUUAGUCUUUUCAUUUUGGGUCUGUUCUGCAAGCCGUAUUUGAUAGUUCCCCUGUUGGCAGCUGGGUUCUUCAUGGUGCGCCGGAUCUUGCUGCGGCGGGCAAAGCGGACCCAAGCCUGGAAAUCGCCGGGUAACAACGAGUCUGGGUCGUCCAGGCAUUACUCCAUUAAAACCCCACCAUCACGCGACACGGAGAGCUCCCUGCCCAAUAGCGUCGGUGACACAUCCCAGAAGUAGUCGAGCAACGGAUAAUCACACGAUUCACACGGGCUUAUAAAACAUAUAACAUACGUCUGAAAUACUACAUACACAUUCCAUGAGAACACUCAUACAUGUGCACGGGUGUGGAUGGAUCCUUAGACUAAAGCAAUUAAAAAAUACUGCACUGUACCAUCGUUUCAUCCAAAAGAAUACUAGGACUUGAGCAGAGUGGGGAUGUCUACUUUGCGCAGAGCUUCUCUUGCUUUGAGGAGCAUAGUAUUGUGCGGCUGGCCAGUGAGGCCGGCCAAGUGAUGCAUAUACCUGUCAAUGUUGCCAACGCUCGGACCGGACGGUUCAAGCGGAGGCAAUGG
Messenger RNA from Drosophila miranda, 702 nucleotides. RefSeq lists its product as uncharacterized. The record is from RefSeq and is a predicted model, not a curated record. The coding region runs from base 32 to 367 and encodes 111 amino acids. Lineage: Eukaryota; Metazoa; Arthropoda; Insecta; Diptera; Drosophilidae. The transcript is spliced from 2 exons.